This is a messenger RNA of Petromyzon marinus (sea lamprey), 1031 nucleotides long. RefSeq names its product chromosome 68 C2orf68 homolog (gene C68H2orf68). Lineage: Eukaryota; Metazoa; Chordata; Hyperoartia; Petromyzontiformes; Petromyzontidae. The record is from RefSeq and is a predicted model, not a curated record.
GGAGGAGGUGGUGGUGGUGGGGGUGGCGAUCGGUCGCCACCUCCGACGCUGAGGCCGCCUCACGCAAGGCAGCGCGUUUAGUUUUAUUGUUGUUAUAAUUAUUAUUGUUGUUGUCGUUGUGGCGGCGGUGGCUGUUGUUGUUGUUGACAAUGGAGCCAAAGACGAGUCGCCUGGACAUGCAGCACGGAUUCGUUCAUCACAUCCGGAGAAAUCAAAUCGCCAGGGACGACUACGACCGGGAGAUCCGGGAGGCUCGCGGGGGCCACAGGCAGAGACGAACUCCGGCACCAACACGGCCACGGCGGCCAGACCAGAGGGUCUACCAGCCGCCACGCCGCUCCGGGGGCGGUGAAGCCAGCGAGGACCCCGGAGACAGCGAAGAGGAGGAGGAGGAGGAGCUUCCAGGCCCGGCAUCAGCCAAUGGGAGAGCGGCGUCGCCCGACCGGAGGCAAGGGGCGGCCAAUCGGAGAGCGGCGUCGCCCGACCGGAGGCCCGGGGCGGCCAAUCGGAGCGACGGGUCGCCGGACGGGCACGGGCGGCGGGACGCGACCAAUCGGGAGCCGGCAUUGGCGGAACGUGGACGAGAUUCGGCCAAUCGGAGACCAGAGGCGAACCGGAGGCGGGCCUUGGCGGAGCACGCAGCGGCACAGGCCAAUCGGAAGGCAGAGUCGAGUCGGCACAUGGCAUCGGCCAACGGGGGGCCGGCGUCGGGGGAGCACGGCCGGGAUUCAACCAAUCGGAAGCCGGCGCCAACGGAGCACAGAGCAACAGGGGCGGCCAAUCAGAGGCCGGCAUUGAGCGAGCGGAGGGCUGCGUCAGCCAAUGGGAGGUUCCGGCUGGAGUUUGAGGACGACUGGGGCUCUGUGACAUCGCUCAUCGUGAACCCAGGGGACGACCCAGGGGAGCUAGCCUCCCUGCUGGCUCAGCGCUGUCGGCUGGACGAGCGAACGGAGCUGGCGCUGAGAGCGAGGAUCACUUCGGAGAUGAACAGAGAACAGAGAACCCAGAGUUGAUACACACACACAGAUACA